AUCGGAAGGGCGGGAGAUCUGGAGAUCCUUCCAUAACACGUAUUUCACUAUAUUUACCGUGUUACAAAUGGUUUUAUACAUUCAAUAAAAAAUCAGAUGAAAGGCUGCAUGCAAGAGAAAUGUUUUCGUUUAAAAAUUGCGUGACAAUCUAUACUUGGACAUGAUCAAUGGCGUAUUCAGAACGCCCCAUCACAUGACUCGAGCACUUCUGGUGAUGCGUAUCAUAGAACAUGAAAAUUUAAUUACUUUUCUUUGUUUUUAUCCGGUAGACAGAGAAAUAUUGUUGGAAUUAUAAUUAAGGUUGUUUCGAUUCUUGCUAAUUAUGCCAACUUACACUUCUGCCCAACCAGAGCUGUUCACAAAUCCUCCGGAAAAGUCGAGCUCCGCGCAAAAGAAGGGACAACUCACUGAUGAGCAAGUUCAGCAGUAUUUCAGCGAGGUAGUAUUUAGAUACUCCAUGUUUUUCCAAGACUUCAGCUGUGUUGAUUUUAUCUUUUAAGCGUCUUGUUUGGGUUAAAAAAAUAUCCUACUUUCGGGGUUUCUUCCCGCUGUAGAGUAUCAUGAAUGGGACUUAUCAUUAUCUCUCGUUUCAUUUCCCAUCACUCCAAAUUGAGAGGGAGACACCCUUAGGUUAAACAAGAAGUGCGAUAUUUGUCUCAAUUAUGGUAUGUCGAAUUUCUCUCAAAAUUAUUUCAUUUAGAUUAUCAAAUCUGAUGAAAAAACCCAAAAUUUGGCCAUAACCCUACCCAUCUAUUUCCACUGCUUUUUUUCCUCUGAUCAGAUUGGCCCAACAUGUAGGUAUAAUCAUAUGUCACUAUAAUCAUAUGUCACUAUGUUAAUUGAUAAUGAAUUUUUUAUUUUGUGUAUCAGGGAUUCCUUUUGGUUCCAGAAUUCUUUGAAAAGAGCGAAUUAGAACCAAUCAUCUCAGCUAUAUGUGAAUUAGUUGAUGGCCUGGCAGAAAAACUCUACAGUGCAGGAAAAAUAAAGGGUAAAAUUGCUGCUUUUACUGUAUAGAGUGGCUGACAAAGUUAUUUGGGAGAAAACUACAAUAUCAUAAGAAGAGAGAGGAAGGAGGAAGGUGAGGGGGGGGAGGAGAAGGAAGUAGAGAAGAACCAAGGGUGCUUUAAGAAAUCAGAAAAUGGGAUGCAUGUAUGUAUGUGCAUAUAUGAAUAUUCAUUAAGUUGCCAUUUUCUAACUUCUGAACAUCUCAUUUCUUUUAUUGAAAAAAAAAACUUCUUUUCAUUGGUUUGUUAUUUUUGACCUUAUAUGUAGGCUUAUAAAUUUACUGCUAAGAUCUAAAUAUGAAUUCUCAACACUGUAUCUGUCAAAGCAUAUUUCUGAGGAUUUUUAACCAAUGAAUGUAGUGUUUAAUAAACCCUUUAACUCCCAGAAGUGAUAAACAUGUAACUUCUCCUUAUAGCAUUUGUACAUUAAGUAGCAAACAGAUAAUGAGAAUACUCAAACUUAUCCAUCAAGAUAUUAUCUUGAUUGAACACCAAAUUCUUGUUACCAAUUUACAAGGAAUGUGUAGCAGCUACAGGGGAGAAUUAAUUAUCAGAUCUUGGGAGUUAAAGGGUUAACUGAUAAACCUUCAUUGCCUUUUAUUUUUCUUGACCUCAAGGGUCUUAAUAUCAUUUAAUAGCUAAUGAAUUUUAUUUUCCUUGAAAUUCAGAUAAGUACGAGAAUGCCACAUUUUUUGAUAGACUGAUAUUAAUUGAGAAGGAGUUCCCAGGGGCAGCAGUUCUGCUACAUAAGAAUGGAAUUAUGCCAAAAGUAAGUAAAGAUGUAGGGUUAAAUUAGACAUUAUCAACUGAGAUGAUAACAUAAAUUGACUGUAGUAAAAAGUUUCUAAACUGAUGUUUUAAGCAAUGGCCCUUAGUCAUAGCGUUAGCCCGUAGUCAGGGUGAUUGAUGAAGGGCUAACGCUCGAAACAUCAGCUUUGAAACUCUUUAUGGUGGCCAAUUUACAUCAUCAACUCAGUUCAUAAUACUUAAUUACCCUAAUAUACUCUCCCACCGACAUAGCACCACAAUUUCUUAAGAAACUAUUAUCCCUUUUAUUGGGAAAUAUAUAUAAACAUAUAUAUAUAUAUGUAAAUGAAUUUGGGGGUAGAGUCUACCUUGGCAUAAAGUGCUCAAUGCUGUGGUAGCAGAGCUUAGUAUACAUAAGUUACAGAAAAGUUCUGUCUGACGAGCGCUUAGGCGCAAAACUCAGAGUUACAAGGAAUCGAUGUGUCCUCUUUAAUACUUUAACUUAUGUAUGUAUAAAUAUAUAUAUAUAUACCCAAAACGAAUAAAAUGAUCUUUACUAGAAACAUCAUUUCGGUGAUUGAUGAGUUGAAUGAAAUGUUCAUACUUUAGGCUUUUCAAGACUUAUGGAUGAAUGAAAGACUGCUGAAUGUCAUAGAACAGUUUAUUGGACCAGAAAUUGGUGGUCACCCUGUUUGGAACUUGAGGACAAAGGUACAGCCAAUGGAAAGUCAUAGCUUGUGGCUUUUUUCCAUCUUGUAUAAUUAUUUAUUUGACAUUCUUCCACUUAAUGUGUAAAUAGUGUGUGCUAUGAUCAUUGGUGCACUGCAUGUCCUACCACUGCGAAGUUGGUGAGAAAUUCUGGCAUCAUUAUUUUUCUCUAAGGAGCCUGUAGCUUAUCAUAGGCAUGUGUUUUUCAGACUCCUAAAAACUCCCAAGUAACAGUUCCAUGGCAUCAAGGUGAGGAGAUGUCUGCAGGUUAAAGAGUAACCCCUAUUUUCAUUGACAACUGCAUUAAAAACCUGUAAUUGUUAUGUUUCUUGAGAUAAUUAUUUCUUUUCUGGGAGAUCAUCAUCCCAAAUUUCAGUUUCAGAGGUUUGCUAUGAUUUCUUAUUCAAUGUGGUAAGUUAUCAGCUUCAGGUUGCUAAUUUUCAAAAUGUCUGCAGAUUCUGCUUACCUGACAUCAGCAGCCUGUGAAGUUCUUCAACCCACAGCAUGGAUUCCAAUGUUAGAUACCAACAGGACAAAUGGUUGUAUGCAGGUAUCAUGGGUAUUAAAUUAGCUAUGUUAAUGUAACUAUGGUUUUCGAAGGCUGCAUAAUACUGUCCACUGAAUAAAUCUCUAUAAUAAGUGCAGUGAAACAUAUCUGCCAGAUAUAAGUGUUUUAUCUUCCCUCUUCAAACAACUGGGUCCUUUUAAUCAUGUGGUGUUACUUUUUGAGGGGCAGAGUGGUCCUGAAAAAGGCUGUUGUUGGGAUGUGUAACAACAUUUUAACUAUCCUAGGAGCAGUCAUCACUUGACUCUGAAAAGCACUUCUGUUUAGGUUACUUGGCUCCCUACACACUGUUAUUAACUAUAAUCCUUAUACUCCCAAGAUCUGAUUCUUCAUUCUCAUCUCUAGUUGCAACACAUUUCCUUGUAAUUUUGUUAUGAGAAUUUGGUGUGAGAUCAAGAUAACAACUUCUACCUGAUAAGUUUGAAUAUUUUCAUUACCCAUUUGCUGGAUAGUCUAUAUAUAUAUAUAUAUAUAUACUAUAGGGAGAAGUUACAUGUUAAUCACUUCUAAGAGUUAAAGGUGGGGUUAAUGAUAUAUAAUAUAACAUUCCUGUGACAAAACAUGGUAAUUAAUUGUAAUGUGAUGGAGGGGAGACAAACUCGGUGGGUCUGUUUUUGUAUUAGAGCGAUUGACGAAACUAGAAGACCACAGUGUGGGAGUCGUUUUAUUGUUAAUCACGGUUACUCAUAAAACCUUAUACUGAUAUUUGUCCUUUUUAUCACAGCAGUUAACCACUAUGAUAAUAACAAAGUAAUAAACACCAGUAUUACAUUUUGUCCAAGGUAGCACGUGGAGGUCAUAGAAAAGGUAUCUUAGCAACGCACACAUGUUGUGCAGGAGGUACAUGGUACGUGGACCUUGCAGAAGAAGAAAUGAGAAAUACUCUAGGUAAAGGUGGAACUGUGUUGCUGGGUAAUGAAAAAAGUAAAAGAGGGACUGGACAUGAGAGAGACCGAUUCUAUCCUUGUCUUCCAUUCUCAAAGCUGACAGCAUCAACCCCCCCCUCCCACCCCCUUACUCAUAUCUUUUGAAAGUUCAAUAUUCUGACACAGCUUUGUUAGAAGUGAGGACUUGAGGACCACUAACUAUACCUAUAUCAAAAGGCUCUUUAGGGGGUUUUUAAGCUUAUUUCUCUCCUCUUGUGUUCUGUAGAUGUGGACUUUGAAAAAGACAUCGUUCUUUGUGAAGUUCCAUUUGGUGGUGUUUUGUUUAUCAACAAUCUAGUUCCUCACAGGAGGUUCGUGCUUCUUUUUCCUUCUUUUUCCCUUCACUUGUAGACUUACUAUAAAUUUUCCGACACGCUGUUACCAAAAUUUAAGGGAGCUAGGUGUAAAGGUAAUAUUGAUUUUCUCUGAUCUCUGUUCCGCGCGGCACGUAAACAUAAUUUUUUUUUCACAAUUUUUUUGUUACUUGCGUGAUAGACCUUGCUAAAACAAGGACUACUCGUAGACUAAGGAAAUCCAGCAGAAGUUAAUUUUGGUUCUCGUUGGCGUGAGAUUCGAGUUAGCAUGGAUUCGAGCUAUCUGAGUCGAUUUUACCCAAGAACCUCUACUUCUUUUGCAUGAAAUGUGAUCGAUCGAUCCGGAUUGUUUCCCAUCGACACAUUUUCCCUUUCUUGCUGACAAUAUUGUCAGUAACGUAUUGUUUCCUCCAAGAAAUUUGUGAUUUUAAAUAUCGCAUCAGUUUUGACUGGUAUCUGUUUCUUUUUUCCCAUACAUUUUACAGUAACGUUAUUUUUUGCUAUUUCAGUUUAGAAAACAUCUCAGACAAAAUUCGUUGGAGUUUGGACCUCAGAUGGCAAAGACCUGACAAGCCGAAUGGCUUUUAUGGACUCAAGGUAUAUUGGCAAUGUCAAGAUGGAGACCUUGUAGCUCACGUUGUAAAGAAAAAAUACAGAGCGAUAGACGAGGCCAUAAAACUUCGAAGAUUUAUACAAAUGACAACAUUGUCGUAGAGUUUUAGCCAAGCCUGCUAACAGUUGCUUUAAAAGGCAGUCUCAGCCAAUCACUACAGGGGAAUUAUAACAUUUCUUACAGAGGCCUUAGUAGGGGUUAUCGGGAUACGGGUUAUUUGGAUUAAAAACUAAAGGGAUACGGGAUACUUGAGGAAAAAAAUUAAAAUGGGAUACGAGAUAUUUAAGAUAGAGAUUCAGAGAUGUCGAACUGAUAUCAUAGGGAUACAACCCACAGGAAUUAACAGAAUACGGGAUAUUUAGGGUAAAAUGUAUAGGAUACGGAACACUCAUGCAGGCGCCUCUCCUAUAAAUGUCGCCUCACUUUAGAACCUCAUCAGUACACUUUUGUUUUAGAAAUUAUCUUCUCUUGAACUCAGUAUGUUCCUUAUGUUAUUGUUGUUGUUGGUUUUUUUUUUUUUUUACAACCAACUCUUCCAAUCAUUCUUCUUGUCUCUGGUCUAGUACUGUACGCUGACUUUUGCUUUCAAAUGUAAUAUCAAUCUCUUGCUUGUAGGAAAACAUACUUCUGCGUACCUCAAAGGACCCAAACUACACGGUGGACUGGACCGAGUUUGCGUCUUGUGACAGGACUGAGUUACAACGAGGUCAUCAGGACGUGAAAACGAAAUUUGAAAAGGUAUAGCGAUCACAUUAACAACCAAAAAAAGUGGGUGUAUGUUUUUUUUUACUUUGUAAAACACCGAGGUAGUAGGGCGUGGAGCCUGUCAGAGUGCUACAAGCGUGAAUAUUCCUUUCUUUUCCUCCCUCGAGGGCAUAGGGAAUGACAUCGGUUGAAUCAUUUCAACAUUUCAUAGGACGUGAUAUCACUUCCUCUCUCGUUCAAGCUCUCUCUAGUUAAUUUAGUAAUGGCGAACGGAUUUCGUAGGGAGAAUUCGUAAUUCAAAAUAAAAGCAAAGAUUGCCAUCGUUAUCUCACCAUGUUGCCUUUCUUUCGUCACAUUUCAUCGAUUUUUUAAAUAUUUUUCAAUAUUUUUAUUUCUCGAUCGAUGUAGUGAUCCAUAGCCUUUUAUCGUUAUUUUUUAUUUCUUAUUUUGCAGGAAGAAAUCAAAUUGAAACCCGAGGAAGAUCCUGAAUUUGACACAACUAUUAUUGGUCCCUGGAUGGGCCAGUGGGAGAUAGUGCAUCAUAACAAACACACUAUUAAAUACAAGGACCCGGGAGACAACGAAGAAUCAUGGUCCAACUAUCAGUCAACAUGGACCAAAGCAUAAGUUAAUACCAUCAAUGGAUGGAUCACAGUUAUAACAUAAUUGAUUUAGCAACUUCCCAUCAAAGUCCCCAAAUCAAGAUUUGAUCAUAUAAUGAAGCAAUAUUCCAGAUCAAUUUCAAAUAGAGAUGAAUUUUGAGGCGAAACGAAAUUCCCAUUAUUUGAAAAACGGUCGAUGUUAAGAAAAUCACAACAAGAAAUUACUGUUACGUAGAUGAUAAAAUUGUCUUUUCAGAGAAGCAGUUCGAUGGAAGAAUGAAAGAAAAUGGAGAGCCUUGUCUCCUUUUCAAUGUCAAAUAGAACGAUUUUAGUGAUGAAAUCAAUCUGAAAAGAUACAAAUAAAGUCGAAUACUUUCUAGCUAACCUGUGAAAGAAAUCAGAAAGAAAACUGGCAGGUGUAGG
This is a messenger RNA of Pocillopora meandrina, 6607 nucleotides long. Lineage: Eukaryota; Metazoa; Cnidaria; Anthozoa; Scleractinia; Pocilloporidae. The record is from the annotation of a GenBank genome assembly.